AGUGUGUGUGUGUGCGGCCUACAAGCAGACAGCUGUGCCCUGUGUCCCAUAAGUGUAUGUCCCAUAGUUUGUGUCCCAUAAGUGUGUGUCCCAUAGGUGUGUGCCGGCAUGACAAUAAUACUACACUACCCACAACACCAUGCGUUAGACAGACACAGCCAUGUUGUAGGAAAUCCGUUUGUGGUGGAUUACAGUAAUCCGACAGCAGAGUCUGGACGAUACAUUUGAUCACGACCAAAACCCAAACCGAGAGGCCUGGACCAAAUGAGGUACAGCCAAGAACAAACAGAUGAAAUUAAGACAUGAACUGAUGCGCGGUGUGUAAACCUGAGCAAAGUGACAGUGAGAUUGGUUGGAAAUCGUUUCCUGGACUGGAGCGGUCGAUUCAUCUGACAGAAAUUGACAGCAGCUGGCUAGCUAACGUUACCUCCGCCGCGCAGGGCAGAGAGACAAGGCAGGAAAAAAGCUUUCAUUUAGUGGUUAAAGUGAUCUUCCCCUUUCCCUCCCCCUCACAUCUAUAGCUAGCUAACUAAUUUACGCUCCUGCCUAGUUGAUCUGCACUGCCCUAGUCUACAAGCCCGCUGCCGUAGAGGAACGCUGCGGAUCCAGAGGUGCUGUUCCAGCUAGCUAGCUAGCAGCACGGCUAGCUCAUUUUACCAGCUAGCCUGCUAGCUACGCCGAGGAAUUCACACCAUUAGCUAGCUGUUUCCUGCUGGGGAAGACACACCGAGAUGUCGGUGACGAAAGACCAAACGCCAACCAAACUGUCCACCACCGAGCGGCCCAUUAAAGCGGUGCCCUACCCCCCUGGUUCCAGGCUGACUGUAAAGGACCUGUAUGUAGAUGGGAAGCCCAGUGUUGAGGUACUGAAGAGCCAUCUUGUUAAGGAGGGCCGCCUUGAGGAGGAAGCAGCUCUACGCAUCAUCACUGAUGGAGCCAACAUCCUGCGACAAGAGAAAUGCAUGCUGGAGGUGGAAGCACCUAUUACAGUGUGUGGGGAUGUCCAUGGCCAGUUCUUUGACCUGAUGAAGCUGUUUGAGGUGGGCGGCUCGCCCAACAGCACCCGCUACCUGUUCCUGGGGGACUAUGUUGAUCGAGGGUACUUCAGCAUCGAGUGCGUGUUGUUCCUGUGGACUCUGAAGAUCAACCACCCCACCACUCUGUUCCUACUCAGAGGAAACCAUGAGUGCCGACAUCUCACAGAGUACUUCACCUUUAAACAAGAGUGUAAGAUAAAGUACUCUGAGCGUGUGUAUGAUGCGUGUAUGGAGGCGUUUGACUGCCUUCCCUUGGCUGCGCUCCUCAACCAGCAGUUCCUAUGUGUCCACGGAGGCCUGAGCCCUGAAAUCACCUGCCUGGAUGACAUACGCAAGCUGGAUCGGUUUAAGGAGCCCCCUGCAUUCGGACCCAUGUGUGACCUGCUGUGGUCAGACCCUGGAGAAGACUACGGCUCUGAGAAGACCCAGGAACACUUUGCUCAUAACUCUGUUAGAGGCUGCUCCUACUUCUACAGUUACCCAGCAGUAUGUGACUUUCUGAUGAACAAUAAUCUGCUGUCAGUAAUAAGAGCACAUGAAGCCCAAGACGCUGGGUAUAGAAUGUACAGGAAAAGCCAGACGACAGGUUUUCCUUCUCUGAUCACGAUCUUCUCUGCGCCGAAUUACCUGGACGUGUACAACAACAAAGCGGCGGUGCUGAAGUAUGAGAACAACGUGAUGAACAUCAGGCAGUUCAACUGCUCCCCCCACCCCUACUGGCUGCCCAACUUCAUGGAUGUCUUCACCUGGUCUCUGCCCUUUGUAGGCGAGAAAGUGACAGAGAUGCUGGUUAACGUGCUCAACAUCUGCUCUGACGACGAGCUCAUGUCUGAAGGAGACGACACCUGCGAGGCUGGAACUUCUGCUGUGAGGAAGGAGGUGAUCAGGAAUAAGAUCCGAGCGAUCGGGAAGAUGGCCCGCGUCUUUUCUGUACUCCGAGAGGAGAAUGAGAGUGUGUUACAGCUGAAGGGGCUGACCCCGACUGGGGCCUUGCCUGUAGGAGUUCUGUCUGGAGGACGGCAGACCCUGGAGAGCGCUACCGUAGAGGCAGAAGAGGCACGAGGGUUCAACCCGCAGCAUAAGAUCCAGUCCUUUGAGGAGGCCCGAGGUCUGGACAGGGUCAAUGAGAGGAUGCCCCCCCGCCAAGAUGCUCCUCCCCCUUCCAACAACCUAACAGCCAGCGCCCCACCCGACAAGAACGGGACCAACACACAGGCCUAGACACCUGGCCCUCCCUCACUUUCUCCCUCUGUUUUUCCCUCUUCUCCCUUUUUCUCUUGUGCCUUUCUCCCUCUCUGCUGUCCUCUCUUUUUUUUUCACUGUCUCCCCUUCCCUCUUCUUCUCCUCUUCGUCUCCUCUUCUUUCUCUCCUCUCUUUUCUCCCUCUCCUUCUCUCCCCCUCUUCUCUCUGUGCGGGGCAGUAGGAUGGGUCUUUCUUACUUGGCCUCCAGAGAAUCAGUCCAACAUCAUGUUUAUUUAUUUCAUCUAGAAUGAAUCUAAUGUCAUCAGUUUAAAAGUGGAUCUGAACAAAUGACACAUGAUGAUUAAAUCUACAGUGUACAUUUCUAUAAAUGAUACAUAACGAUUCAAUAUACAAUGUACAUUUCUAUGUAGACUGGCCCUAGGCUGGGGCUUCACUGCCGUAUUAAAUAAAAGGCAAAUCCAUUUUGUAAUUUUGAGUUGAUAUUUGGGAUAAUAUUCAGAACACAUUUUUAUCUGUUACUACUUUGUGUGCUUGGCAAAGGAAAACCUGUGCUGUAACUCAUAUAAAGGUCUUUACUCAUCUAAGAUAUAAAGUAUCUCAGCUAUGGUACCUAAAAUAUGAAGUACCUACGCUAUGGUGCCUAAGAUAAAGUUUAAAGUACAUUUGCUGUGUCUGUUUGUGUCCCACCCAAAAAGAGCAAGCAAGUAAAAAAGAAUAAUCGAUUGGAACCUCCAUUGCAUUAAAUCCAUCCUUUCUUAUGCCAAUGAUAGUGUGACAGAGUAUUGACAUUUAUAUUAUAUAUGUACAUUAUAAAUGUUCCCUUCUCUCAAUGUGAUUUUGACUUUGUUUUUAUUAUUUUUUUUAUUUUUACGAAAAGUAGAAUUAGGCGUUAUACCUAGAUCAGCCAGGGGGGGGUGAAGUAAAGAUGAGUUGUCUCUUUGCGAAGAUGUCAGUUGGUUACCAGUGGAGGAGUUGAAGAUUGUGUAUGUGUGUGUGUGUGAGAGAGAGAGAGCAAGAUUUAUGAGUGAAAGGUUUGUGUGUGGAGAGGAUGGGAGUAGGUGGAUGAUGACUAAGUGGAGGUGAGUCGGCGAGACGACGAGUGGCUGUUUGGAGUGUGGGUUUUUGGUUGUGGGGGAGGGGGGCGUUAAUAGAAAAUGGUGUUGUGGAGGUGUACUGUAUGUAAGGGGGUGGGAGAGGGGGGCAGGGGCCUCAUUUUGUUUCUGACUUCUGUUCCAGCUCCUCAACAUAUCUCACAGAAUGUACAGAGAUUGUUUAAUCAAGGUUUUUCUUAAUAGCUGAAUAAAAAAAAUAUAUGUUUUUUUUUUGUCAAGUACUUGUACUGCGAGGCCUCUGAUUUCUGUAGAUGUAUCACUCCAUUCAAUAAAAACUGAAAAGGAA
This is a messenger RNA of Oncorhynchus kisutch (coho salmon), 3638 nucleotides long. Its product is annotated as serine/threonine-protein phosphatase 2B catalytic subunit gamma isoform. The record is from RefSeq and is a predicted model, not a curated record. Bases 732 to 2258 code for a protein of 508 amino acids. The transcript is spliced from 13 exons. Gene Ontology annotation, biological process: calcineurin-mediated signaling. Gene Ontology annotation, molecular function: calmodulin-dependent protein phosphatase activity. Lineage: Eukaryota; Metazoa; Chordata; Actinopteri; Salmoniformes; Salmonidae.